Messenger RNA from Aureobasidium vineae, 1506 nucleotides. The record is from the annotation of a GenBank genome assembly. NCBI's taxonomy places the organism in Eukaryota, Fungi, Ascomycota, Dothideomycetes, Dothideales, Saccotheciaceae.
AUGGAGGGAGACAGCUAUAUCGAGCGCAAGAUUGACUUUGUCACGGGUCAUACUGGCAGUAAUCACUGGGACAUCACUCAAGUGACAUUGGUCGCUCCGAAAUUCUUCGACCCUUACACAACAUCAGCAUAUCUGACUGAUUUCUUGCUUCAAGUCGGAGCCAUUCUUUUCGCCGUCACAGUGUAUUCCGACAACCCUACUGUGCUUAUUGGACUACUUUUGAUUCCCGCAAUUGGUACUGUUGUCAAUGGCGACAAUGUCGACCACAGAUUUACCAAGCCUGCAAAGCCUCCUGUGAAGGAUGAUGCCGCUGGACCCCCUGAGCCUGUUGACUUGGUCCCUAUCAAGCCUUUCAUUACCACUUACAGGGGUGCCAUGAUGAUCAUCACCUGUAUCUCUAUCCUGGCUGUUGACUUCCCUGUGUUCCCUCGUCGUUUCGCAAAGGUCGAGAACUGGGGUGUUUCUCUUAUGGAUCUUGGUGUGGGUUCUUUCGUCUUCGGUGCUGGUCUGGUUUACGCUCGUCAGCAACUCAAGGAAGAGGAAGAGGAUGCACCAAAGGCCACCUUCGCCAGCAAGAUGAACUCUGCAGUUAUGCAUUCUUUGCCUAUGCUUGCUCUUGGAUUCCUUCGUCUCUGGUCCGUCAAGGGUCUCGAGUACCAGGAGCACGUUACUGAGUACGGUGUUCACUGGAACUUCUUNUUCACUCUUGGACUUCUGCCUCCUUUUGUCACUAUUCUCCAACCCGUCAUCAAGUUUAUCCCCUCUUACAGCGCUCUCGGCUUUGCGCUGCUCGUCCCUUACGAGAUGGCAUACACCUACUCCAACCUUGGAUUCUACAUGUUCAUGGCACCUAGAGACGACUUUCUUUCGGCCAACCGCGAGGGUAUUCUCUCUUUUCUAGGCUACCUCGCCAUCUUCAUCGUCGGACAGGGCAUUGGUAUGGAAGCACUUCGCCGUGAUGUCAACGCUGCCACUCCCAUCACACAAAAUGAUGAGUGGGUUGCUGAGAUGCUCGGUGGAACGGAUAGCUUGAAGGAAGUUCGCAAGGUUCGCGAACAUAACUCGAUGCUCAAGCUUGCCAAGUGGACUGGUCUCUGGAUUGUUAUCUACGUCUUCCUGACAUGGAACUAUGGCCCUCGCUUGACUGUUUCCCGUCGUCUGGCGAACCUGCCUUACCUCGCAUGGGUUGCAGCUUUCAACUGUGGGCAGCUGCUCCUCUUCCGCGUUAUUGAGGGUCUGUUUUUCCCUCUUCUGUACACUUCUCGCGACAGGAAGGUUGAACAAGAGCGUGUCAAGAAGGCCACCAGCAAGGUUUUGAACGCCUUCAACCGCAACGGAUUGGCCAUUUUCUGCCUCGCCAAUGUUCUGACUGGCCUUGUCAACAUGACCAUGCCUACUUUGGACUUGAAUGAUUUCCAGGCCAUGGCAGUGUUGAUCAGCUACAUGGGCAUCCUGACUGGUGUUGGUUUGAUCUUGGAUCAGCGCAACAUCACCAUCAAGCUAUAA